CCCCUUUCCCCAGCUCAUCUAACUCCCUUUCCCCCUUCCUGUGGUCUGACUCCCCUGCCCCCUCCCUUCCCGCCCUGUCCCCUUUGUGCCCCUUUCUCUUUUUCUCUCCCCUUCUCUGGCUUUGCGUCUUUUCUCCACCUCUAACUCCCUUCACCUCGGCCUUCCUGGCCCUUCACGGCGGCUCCUCUCCCUGCCUGAGGUCUGAGCCACCAUGCUGACCCCAAUGAUGGCCGGGGGGGUGGUGUUCCCCGGACUCUUCCUCCUCUCCAAGAACACGCUCCAGCGGCUGCCCCAGCUGCGCUGGGAGGAGGCCGACGCGGUCAUUGUCUCAGCCAGGCUAGUCUCCUCUGUCCAAGCUGUCAUGGCCUCCACAGCUGGCUACAUCGUCUCCACCUCCUGCAAACACAUCAUCAAUGACCAACACUGGCUUUCCUCCGCCUACACGCAAUUCGCAGUCCCCUACUUCAUCUACGAUAUCUACGCCAUGUUCCUCUGUCACUGGCACAAACAUCAGGUCAAGGGGCACGGAGGAGAUGAAGGGGGGGCCCGCGCCCCGGGCGGCACCUGGGCUGUGGCGCGAGGCUACCUACAAAAGGAGUUCCUGAUGGUGCUCCACCACGCCGCCAUGGUGCUCGUGUGCUUCCCGCUGUCUGUGGUGUGGCGUCAGGGCAAGGGAGAUUUCUUUCUAGGCUGCUUGCUGAUGGCAGAGGUCAGCACGCCCUUCGUCUGCCUGGGCAAGAUCCUCAUCCAGUACAAGCAGCAACACACGCUGCUUCACAAGGUGAACGGGGCCCUGAUGCUGCUCAGCUUCCUCUGCUGCCGGGUGCUGCUCUUCCCCUACCUGUACUGGGCCUACGGGCGGCACGCCGGCCUGCCGCUGCUCGCCGUGCCCCUCGCCAUCCCGGCCCACGUCAACCUGGGCGCCGCGCUGCUGCUCGCCCCCCAGCUCUACUGGUUCUUCCUCAUCUGCCGCGGGGCCUGCCGCCUCUUCCGGCCCCGGAGCUCCCCGCCGCCCUCUCCCUGUGAGACCCAGGACUGAGGCGGGGCCCGGGGACCCUCCCCACCGCCCUCCCUAUCCCCGCAGGGAGAACAAACCAGAAAACGCAGAUUCACUACUGAAAACCCUCCAAUGGCUUCCCAUGGCUCCCGUGUGAGUUCUGAACGUCUUCGCCUGACCUGUAAGACUUUUGCCCAACCCUGUCCACCUACCCUACUCGGCUCUUUCCAGGCUCUUCCUUCGUCGGCACGCUCCAACCUUGGCACACAGCUCUGCCCGGGACGCCGCUGCCCACACUGGACCCCGGGCUGGCUCCUCUCCGCCGCAGAGACAACACUUCCGGGGUGGGGGGCGCGCCUGCGCUUCCACACCUUGUGACCAGCCGAGGUUACCGAUUCAGUCUCACUGCAUAUUGUCUGUCUCCCUACAAGGCUGUGAAGCCAGAGAGUGUUCACCUUGGUUCAUCAGAGUCGUAGCACAAGAGAUAGUAGGUAGUCAAUACAUAUUCAUUGACUUAGUGGAUGGACGGACAGACAGAAAGCCUUUCCACCUGCUGAUAUACCCCGGGCUCACCGCUGUCUGUGUUCCCCUACAACUGGCUUGAGCUCCAGCUCCCCUUCACCUCCGACAAGCCUCUCUGGGGGACACUACUGGGCCUGAGCCAAGCCCCUUAGGAAGACCACAGCAGAGGCUGCCCGGCUGUAAGCCUCUGGCCCAGCCUGCCCCUCCCCUCACUGCAGACCCAGGUCCGCCUGUCACCAAAGCCACCAGCUCCGGUUGUGGAUGGCCUCUCCCUUAGUUCCACCUCCUUCCUUAUCCUGGAGAGCCCCAGCGGAAACCUAAUGGUUGCCUUUACUUAAAAUAAUACAUUCUUUUGAAUAGGUAACAUAGGCACGUGGUACACAAUUCAAAAGAUACAAAGCGUGUACCUUGAAAAAUCACUCCUGUUUCCUGCCUUGCCCUGCCUCAGAGCUACUUCCUCAGAGGUCGCCACAGUUACCACUUUCUGGUGCAGCCUUCCAGAAAUAAUUUAUGCACAAAUAAACAAACACGUAUAAACUCUUUUGGCCUCACUCAAAUGGCAGCAUUUGACACACGCUGCUCUAUACCUCACUUUUUUCAGUACAGAAAGGGACUCUUUCUUUGUCAUGGCUGCAUAGUAUUUCAUUGUAUGAAACUGUGUCAUAACUGAUUGAACCUGUCCCUUACUCGUGGACAUGUAGGUUGGUUCCAAUCUUGUGCCACUGCAAAUAAACUUGAACUUUUAUUAUUCUGCUCAUGGAGCAGAAUAUGUCUAUGGGAUAAAAUAUCCACUAUGUCUAUAGGAUAAAAUCCUAGAAGAGGCACUUUGGAGUCAAAGAGUCUGCGAGUAUGUUUUUGCCAUCUUGGGAUCCACGGUCAGACUGGCCUCUGAAGAGUUGGUCUCCAUUUGCCCAUAACUUCGCCCACAUUGUGUGUUACCAGAUGCUUGGAAUUUUGUCAUUUGAUAGAUGACAAGUGCUUUCUCAGUGUCGUUUGACGUUGCAUGUCUUUUUAAAAACAUAUAUCUUGGAGCCAGCCCGGUGGCUCAGGCGGUUAGAGCUCUAUGCUCCUAACUCCGAAGGCUGCCGGUUCGAU
This is a messenger RNA of Rhinolophus ferrumequinum (greater horseshoe bat), 2614 nucleotides long. It is a transcript of the gene TLCD3B, whose product is annotated as TLC domain containing 3B. Lineage: Eukaryota; Metazoa; Chordata; Mammalia; Chiroptera; Rhinolophidae. The record is from RefSeq and is a predicted model, not a curated record. Gene Ontology annotation, biological process: ceramide biosynthetic process; lipid homeostasis. The transcript is spliced from 6 exons. Gene Ontology annotation, cellular component: membrane; endoplasmic reticulum. Gene Ontology annotation, molecular function: sphingosine N-acyltransferase activity. The coding region runs from base 212 to 1039 and encodes 275 amino acids.